AUGCUCGCUCCGCUGCCUCGAAAAUUUCCACACCGCGGCACGCAUGGCGUCUUAGCUUCUGCGCAGAGCGAUGACAAGCUCCCCCGCCACAUUGCACGAUUCCGUGCUCCUGGCACUGCAACCGAGCCGAGCUCGGACAGCGCCCGUAGCAAUUUGCGCGUGGCCUCCGCUUAUCGCUCGACGCGGCCCGUUGCUGCUCCCCACUCGAACAGCAAGGCUGCUCUGCACCCUGGGCUUGCCACCGACCCAAUCUCUCGACGCUCGUUUGCCUGCCUCCGGGUCUACAUAAAGCUCACGCCGUCCGCCUUGGCACUCGCCGAACAUCCCCACCCAUCGUCUGUCAAAGCUACUUCCCGUGCCCAUCUGCCCGCCCGCUUCCGUCCUCAUCUGGCCAUGUCGUCCAAAGCUUCGUCAUCCAACGUCCGUCUGGCGUCCUCGUCGUAUGGCAAGGACCUCGUGCGCAUCUUCCGCAUCGUGCGCGACAGCAAGGACCCCUCGUCGCACCGCGUCGCCGAGUACACGGUGCGAUGCCUGCUCCAUGGCGAGAGCCUCACUCCGUCGUACACCGAGGCCGACAACUCGCCCGUCGUCGCCACGGACACGGUUAAGAACACGCUCAACUACCUCGCCAAAGUGCUGCCAGCGGAGGACGUGCUGUGCCCCGAGCGAUACGCGCUGCACGUCGUCAACCACUUCCUCACUACCUACUCGCACAUCGAAAAGACCGAGGUGGACCUGAUCCAACACAAGUGGACGCGCAUCGUGCUCGACGCCAAGGAUGGCGGCGCGCACAAGCACAGCUUUGUGCGUGACGGCGAGGAGAAGCGCACCGUGCGCGCGCUCGGCGAGCGAGCUGGCAGCGAGAUCCAGGUGACCACGCUCGAGGGCGGCAUCAAGGGUCUGCUCGUGCUCAAGAGCAGCGGCAGCGCCUUCUACGGCUUCCACAGGGACAGCUUCACCACGCUCAAGGAGGUGCGCGACCGCAUCUUCUCCACCGAAGUCGAGUGCUCCUACGCGAUCGCGCUUCCCCAGGGCGGACUCAGCGCCGCGCUCAAGAAGCCGGCUUCGCUGCCCAAGUUCUGCGACAUCCACAACUCGGUCAAGUCGCACGUGCUGCGCGUCUUUGCACUCGACGACUCGGCAAGUGUGCAGGCCACCAUGUACCGCAUGGGCGAGGCCAUCCUCGGCGACGCUGCCAACAAGACGGUCACCGACGUCGCCUUUGCAUUGCCAAACAAGCACUACAUCCCCAUCGACCUCGGCUUCAAGGGCCUCAGCAACCUCGACGAGAAGGACGCCGAAGUCUUCCUGCCCACCGCGCAUCCCAGCGGCUACAUCAAGGCCAAGAUCGCUCGAUCCGCUGCUGCCAAGCUCUGA
Molecule: messenger RNA, 1377 nt
Organism: Moesziomyces aphidis
Lineage: Eukaryota; Fungi; Basidiomycota; Ustilaginomycetes; Ustilaginales; Ustilaginaceae
Source: the annotation of a GenBank genome assembly